Molecule: messenger RNA, 4032 nt
Organism: Entelurus aequoreus (snake pipefish)
Lineage: Eukaryota; Metazoa; Chordata; Actinopteri; Syngnathiformes; Syngnathidae
Product: zinc transporter ZIP11-like
Exons: 10
Coding region: 75-1082 (335 amino acids)
Biological process (GO): zinc ion transmembrane transport
Cellular component (GO): membrane
Molecular function (GO): zinc ion transmembrane transporter activity
Source: RefSeq, a predicted model, not a curated record
GGCAGGCACGUGUACCAGGAAGUAGGAAGUGGACACGGGGGAUGAGAAGUAUCACUGUAUAAAAGUGUGGCACAAUGUUAGAGGACUACUCCCCUGUUGCCCAGGCGCUGCUGGGCACUCUGUUCACUUGGGGCCUGACUGCUGCUGGAGCUGCGAUGGUAUUUGUCUUCUCCAGUCGACAGAAGCACAUCUUGGAUGGAAGUUUAGGAUUUGCAGCAGGGGUAAUGUUGGCUGCUUCCUACUGGUCUUUGCUGGCACCAGCGAUCGACAUGGCCGAGGAUUCUGGGAAGUACGGCUCAUUUGCUUUUCUGCCUGUGGCCGUUGGAUUCACACUUGGGGCGGCUUUUGUUUACUUUGCUGACGUCGCCUUGCCCUUGCUGGGUGUAAUUGCCGACCCUCACAUUGCCUUGGCCCUUGCUUCAGAGUCAAAGCUGGUCAAAGAGAAAGCAGAGGAUAUGCCAGAUCCAUUUUCUGAAUCCCAAGCCAUCAAGAUAGGUAGAGCUGCACCUCUCUCAGAGGAAGGUCUUCAGCUCCCGAGGAAGAGAAUAUCUCAAUGGGGUAGCUCAGAUGGUCGAGAAACAGUAAGCAAACAACCAGAAAUGGCUGGACAUCCCGGAAGCAGCUGGAGACGCAUCCUUCUCCUUAUUCUUGCCAUCACUAUUCACAACAUUCCAGAGGGCUUGGCUGUAGGGGUUGGAUUUGGAGCUAUUGGAAAGACUCCAUCUGCUACGUUUGAGAGUGCAAGGAAUUUGGCUAUCGGAAUUGGCAUCCAGAAUUUCCCAGAGGGCCUUGCAGUGAGCUUGCCACUUCGUGGGUCUGGGGUCUCAACAUGGAUGGCCUUCUGGUACGGCCAACUCAGUGGCAUGGUUGAGCCCAUUGCUGGGGUGCUUGGCGCCGUCGCCGUGGUGUUGGCUGAGCCACUGUUGCCAUAUGCGCUGGCGUUUGCAGCUGGGGCGAUGGUUUACGUCGUGGUGGAUGACAUCAUACCUGAGGCUCAAGUCAGUGGGAACGGGAAGCUGGCAUCUUGGACUUCUAUCUUGGGCUUCGUAGUGAUGAUGUCGCUAGACGUAGGGCUAGGCUGAAUUGCCAUGACGACCGGCACUGAGUGGACACCAAAUACCUCCAUAGCCAUCAUCACCACGACGCUGCUGACCUCAGUGUCAAAGAAGGGAACCAAAUCAAGUAUUGUAAAAUGUGACACUUUUCCACUGUACAGCAUGAAGUCAUGAUGCCAGUAAACCAUCCUCACUGUGAAUGUGUGGCGUCGCAUCCAGUACUGAUGUCUUUUUUUUAGACUAUUUGUACAGUAAUGCAAUGAAGAUACUGUGUAUCGCCACACUGUAAACAUUCCCUUUCCCCGACCUCAUUUUAAUACAGUUAUGUCCUGAAGUACAUUGAACACUGACAGUUUUUAGGAGUUUGCCUUUCUACACCACUCCCUAUGAAAAAAACAAAAACCAACGUCAGGAUGUGAUAUGUGAUUGGAGUUAAUACUUUCAACAGACCUCAAUAUUGCAUUUAUUAUUUAAGAAAUUGCAGCCAUUUUAUGUACCCGGUACCUCAAUUUCCAAUGAUGCAAUAGUAGAAUUACAAAAAAUGAUUCAUGUAUAUAUAUUUUGUAUUUGGUACACACACAUUUGGUUUGAUACGUACCUCAAUUUUAAGGUCAUUUUGAGUACAGUAGCUAAGGGGACAAAAUGAAAAACAUAAAUCUGCUUAGCUUUUGUGUAAACCACUUAAAUCAUUUUCUUAAAAUGAAACUUAGAAGAAUACAAACUGCUGGCAGGUAAUUCUCCAAUAAACACAAUUUGAACACAUGUGGACCACAUUAGUCUAGCUCCAGAUGAAAGACUACUCUACUUAAAGCUCUCAAAUAGAAUAGAAUAGAAAGUACUUUAUUGAUCCCUGGGGGAAAUUCAGCUGGACUAGAUUAUUGGACAGACCUUAAAGACUCAUAAAAACACAGUUUGUGUUUUUACAUUUCCGCUGAAUGUGUCGUUAUUGCAUUUUCACAAAUAUUAUAAAGGUUUCACAAAUCACAAACUGUUUCUAUGGAUCUUCAGGGUCUGUGGGAUGAUUUAGGGAUGAUUUCUUCAACGUUUUCCAGGCUUAGGACCCUAAAUCUGAUGGCGGGCUAGAGCAGGGACACCCCCCCCCCCGCCCCCCCUACUUAUUUAUCAUGCAUAUAAUUGUUUUGAAUUAAAAUGGUCCUCAAGGAUUUUGAUAAAUAUUUGAGAGGAACAAGCGGUAGAAAAUGGAUGGAUGGUUUAGGAGAUUCAAGUAAUAUAGUAUAGUGCCGCUAAUAGGUGACUGCCGACUAGCGCGCUAAUCACUAGCUGAUAACUAAAGCGAUAAUUGCUAGCUGACAACUUGCGCCAUCACUAGUUGACAACUGGUGUGCUAAUCGCUAAUUAAUUGCUAGCAGGUAACUUGCUCCGCUAAUCGAUAGCUAUCUUGAAUGCUACCAUAAAUAUUACCAUUUUUCAUUUGUGUUUUUAUUAAAAUCUGCAAGGUACAGUGACUAUGCCACUGCAUUUUCUAAACUCUACUACCGUGCUUUGGAUCAAUGUGAUAAACGUUCAAGACAUUUAACAUGGGUGGGUAUUAUAAACAAAUAUUUUUUUUAAAUAUGUCAUGAUGCCCCUGUUAAAGACUUUUGAUUUGAUCCAUAUUUGAGAACUUUAAAUACAAAGGUUUUAAUCUGGACCUGGACUACUGGUCUACAUUCUUAAAAAUGGUUUGAUGAGUCUUUACUAUAUUUUCAAAAAAAUAUUAAAGAUUUAUAAACUUUGCUAUGAGUUUUUACGCGACAUUUCUUUAUUUUUGUAACAUUGUUCAUAACAUCACAGAAUUUCUAAAAAAAAAUAUCAGUCUGGUAUCGACUAUCAGUAUCGUCCACCGCUAACGUCAGCCUUGUGAAAAUUGAUUUUACCAGUUUACUCCCAAUCACUCUGGACUUUUAUUAGGGUUGUGAAACAAUUAUGUACUCAUCCACUAAAGCAACUAAAUUAUUUUUGGAAAGUAAAUAAAUAUCCUGUAAAACUCAAAGUUGACAGGGCACGCUACUGAAUGACUUUUGUUGGUUGUGUUCGAGACCACUGAAAUAUCACAUUUGUCCCCGGCCUGAUUUUGGUGAUGCAUGUUAAAGCCCUCUAAAACAUGCAGAGAAAGGCACACAAUGAUAUGAAGAUGGUAAUAAACACUAUAGGUUUCAUAUAUCUGAAAUCUUUUUUGUAUGAAAUUGCUGCAAUUCCUAAAUAAUAAAUGCCCUUUUUUUUGUCAAGAUCACAUCUAAUUAUUUUUAAAAUUUUAAAUCCAUUGCGUUUAUUGUCAUGGUUAAAGACAAAAUAAGAUAAAAGACAAAUGAUUUAUGAAAUAAGUAAAUAUUAUGAACACAUGAUAAUUAGAAUGAAGUCAAUAAUACAAAAAAAAAUAUGUAUGUAAUUAAUAAUAGUGGUGGCAAAGAGGCAAAAUGCAAACUUUGUCCAACGUCCAAAGACUGUACUUGCAUUAUGGACAUAACUGUAACUGUAUUUGCUGUGCAGUGGAAAAGUACUCAUGCAUGCAUUGAGUCAGAAACAUUAUUCAUGUUUACUCUUGGUCAAUAUUCACUUUAAAACAGAAGUCGUCCAUUCUUAAAUUUGAAUCAUUUACCUCAUGGCUGUAGUACUUGAAGUCUGAAUGAAGUAAGUCUUUAUUAGACCUAAACAGAAACAGCUUAUUAUUUGUUUGGGGAAAAAAAGACUUGCACUACAAGCUGUUUUAAUGCAAUGCUGCAAUAUGCAAAUAUAAAUGGGAUUUUGUACAUUAGCGUUCCCUGCCCCCAAAAAAGGGAUUUCACGACUUGUUGAUUCUUCUUAUUCAUUAGAAUACUAAUGGAAACAAUGCUUCACGUCCUUUCCAAAUAAAUGUAGUGCCUUCGUUUUUUAUAAGUCAAGACUGCUACUGGGCAACAUGACUUUUGCCUGUUUAAAAGGGUGAAGUUGGUCCUGAUUCACACUUUGUUUAUUAAAGGAUCACUCUCAGAAUGAA